Messenger RNA from Peniophora sp. CBMAI 1063, 1473 nucleotides. NCBI's taxonomy places the organism in Eukaryota, Fungi, Basidiomycota, Agaricomycetes, Russulales, Peniophoraceae. The record is from the annotation of a GenBank genome assembly.
AUGCAGUCCCUUCCACCACCGGCUCCCCAACCGCUUCCACACUCUUUGUAUGGUUCAUCUCAGCAGCGUCCUGCAGCAGACUGCUUCGCACCUGGCUUCCGUCCUGACGACGCCUUCGAUCCACAUACAUAUGCCUGCACGGUGAUCGGGUCAAGUUCGCCUUUGAGCGGUACAUCCUCCUUAGACAAUCGAUCCUCCCACUAUGAGGCCGCUGGCGGCGCCGCUCUGCAUUUCAAGAAGAGCUUUUACCGGUGCUGCGGAGUUACCUGGAACAACUGGCUCGAAUACAUGGAGCACGGUGACAAUGUGCACGCGAUGAUCAUCAUCCCGAAUGACGGCGACGCGUCUGCCUCUUUGGAGCGACUUCCUCGUUUGGAUAUUCAGGCCUUAGCGUUCCCCGGGCAACCACAGGACCUACGCUACGAAUCGGGAUCAGCUACCUAUGACUCUAGUUCACCCAAAGUCGGGAUGCGACCAGACGACACGCCGUUCUUUGUCACGUUACAACCCCCCCUCCAAGCCCUGCCCCAGGUGCAGGCGAGCACUUCCUAUGAGCUCCACGACCCAUUGCCUCGCUUAAUGGCUCAGGCUCGUUCCGCCGAUGCCGACUGCGAACCUCUACUUCCCUUGGCGUCGAACGACGUUCAGUCAACAUACACGAGCCGGACAGGUCCUCACGCGACAUCUCAUGAUCUUCUUUCCCCAAGGGGGUCUACAAGCGCAAUAGUGGCUCCUUUGGAUCGACCUGGUGCGACACAGGCCGAGCUGAAAUCCGAGACACCUCUUGCCCCUUUACUGUUCACAUCAAUCCCGCUGAAACAAUGUGCUAUCACUUCAGACGCGACGCCGCAUCCUCAGAACAAUAGCGAGGACGAGCUGAAGCUCAACGUGGUAUCAAGAGCUGCCCGAUCGGCAUCCACCUCAGGCACUCGACGAAGCCUUUCUCCCAAUGGUAUCAUACACCAGGAUGCCAGCGAAGCAUCCGACGCAUCGUCUGCUACUUCGGUCACGCCUUGUUCGGGGUCGCCUUUACUGUCAGCCAAACCCUUUCGCUGCCCCAAGCUGCACUGCAACAAGUCUUACAUGCGGUCAGCGGGCCUCAAGUAUCACAUUCUGCAAGGCUCCUGCUCCCACGGCCCGACAAGGGACUUCCAGACCGUCCAGGCGUUACUCGCGGAAAAGGGAGUUGCAGAGGAUGGCGCCCUCUCAGAGAGCGAUAGGCAUGAGGUCAAACGCGAACUGUUACGCCGACUCCGCCCCUUUGAAUGUUCUGUGGGCAACUGCACCCGCCGGUACAAGAACAUGAACGGCUUGCGCUAUCACUAUCGCCACUCUAGACAUGGCGCUGAGGGCAUGCGUCUCCUCGCAUCCGGAGACCAUCCCUGUCUUCAGCGUCAUACUAGUCGAGGAAGGCAGGCGGCUCAGUCGGCCGCUCAGGCCGCUCUCAGUGCUACAGACGCCGCAGACCCAUAA